Messenger RNA from Lizanozyma spartinae, 3906 nucleotides. RefSeq names its product tyrosine protein kinase (gene SWE1). Gene Ontology annotation, biological process: protein phosphorylation. Bases 1 to 3906 code for a protein of 1301 amino acids. The record is from RefSeq and is a predicted model, not a curated record. Gene Ontology annotation, molecular function: protein kinase activity; ATP binding. Lineage: Eukaryota; Fungi; Ascomycota; Pichiomycetes; Serinales; Debaryomycetaceae. The transcript has a single exon.
AUGCAAAGCAAUCGAUCUCGAAAGCUGGGCCCAACUCUUAAACGUGGACCAGGUAUGGUAAAGAAUAGAACCUCCAGAGAAUCUCAAACGAGAACAUGUCAUGAUGAUGAUAAUGAUUAUAAUGAUACUGAAGCACCGUCAGUUACUAACAGUGAAGCUGACGCUAGUUCUACUGUGGCUCCUGGAACUACUUCAUCAGAUUAUUCAUCACCGUUAGACUAUUUCACAAAUAACCAUUUCUCUCGUUCUUUCAAUAGUUUGAUAUUAGAAGAUUUGACCACUCACGCAAAUCAACACUCCCAAAAUGGCCCUGUGAACCACCUCGAUGGAGUGGAUGAAGAAGAUCAGUUUAAUGCAACUCCCUUGAAACAUAAACACAAACAUAACUUGACACUGCUUCGACAGCCAUCAAAUCCUUACCUUGAUCUCAAUCGAAAAAAAAGACAACGUUUCAGUCUAAACAAAAGUCCACCCUUCAAUGUGAAAGAAGACUUAUUGUAUGAUGAUUCCAUCGAUACUUGCUUAGAAAAUGAAUCUGGUCCUGGUGACCGCAAUAGAAAUAAGUUGUUUGAAUUUGAAGCCAAUGAAACAUCACUACAUAAGUUAACAAAUGAUGACGAUGACGAAAUUAAUGACAACGAUGAUGAUGAUGAAGAUGAUGAUGAAGAUGAUGAUUUACCAACUUUACUUAUUAUUAAACCAAAGAAAUUGCAUAACCAUUCUCAAAUUGAGGAGAAUGAUGACGAGACCGAUAGUGACAUGGAAGAAGACGAAGAAGAAAUAAGUUGUCAGCAAAUACAAAAAGAAGAUAGAACAAAUUCUUUUUCAAAAACAGGACCACCUUCCACUAUCAAAAGAUCUUCCAAAUUCCUCAAUUUAUCAAUUGAAUCUGACUUAAAACGCAUGAAUAAAGAUAUUGAUCCAAUAAGUGAUUUGAAUGAAAUUGACAUGUUGAGUAGUUCAUCUAGAACAGCCACACCUUGUAUGAACAAAUUCAAGAGACCUCAUACCCUUGUCAGUCAAAGUCCGUCACCUUCCCCAAAGGUGGAAAACUCAGAUAAGUCUUCUACAAACUCACUAAUCAAAUUCUUUAGAGAAUCGCCCACUAAUCGGGCUCAUCAUUCGCAUACACCUUUGCAUAUUAGUCAUUCAAGAACAAAACUACAGCUCAUGGAAACAAAUCCUCAACUUAGGCAAAACACGAUAAUACCUGGAAUAGUUCAUCCAAGAGAUAAAGCCAUACAAACAUUGGCAUCCAAUAGUCACAAUAAUAGUUGGACUUCUCUUUCGACUCCAAAAUUGUCUUUGAAAAAGCUAAAAAGAACGACAUACUCACCUUUCAAUAAAUCUUCAAGCCCAAUUCCACCAUCAUUCAAUUUUUACGAUUUAGAUGAAGAUUCACCAUCAAAAUCUCGAAAAUCAACAAACAUAAUUGUUUUCCAUGAUAAACAAUCGAAAGGGAAGCAAUCUCGAACAGCUGAUAAUAAAGUUGAAAACUCGCCUACAUCACCAAAUCAAAAUUUUGAUUCCAAUUUGAAGUUUCCCAAGUCACGGCUGUUAAAGAAUUUACUUCAAUCGAAUGAAAAUCUCAAUAAAUUAACUUCAUCUGAACUCAUGGAUAAAAAACCACAAUUAGGGUUCGAUGAUAAGGAAAAUAAAAGCUAUAAAUUUGUAAAACCUUUACAGAUGGCUUUCAAAUCUACGGGUUUGGUUAAAAAGAACUCAUUGUCUAAGGAAAGUCGGAAACCACCACCUGAAACUCCCAUAAAAAAGAAUCCAUUGGUUUUAAUCAAUACCAAUAUUCCACCAACCAUAAUGAAAGGAGGUAAUCUGACAAAUGUGCCUAUUGGUUGUGUUCCCAGUGAUACAUUAGUACAAUCUAUGGAAACUGAUAUUGAUGACCAUGACCUGGAAGUGUCAAUUGAAUUUGGCAGAAAUCACUCAACAAAUAUUUCCAACCAGGAAGCAUCAUAUUUUGGUAUAACAAAUAGGUCAACUCAUCUGUUACUUUCCAGUAAUCAAGAACAUUCAGGCGUUGAUAUAAACUUGGAUUUGGACUUAAGCAUACCUGAAACACCAACAAAGAAAUCAAUACAUCAACACCAACCUCAGCCUCAACAAACGCAUAAACAAGUACGCUUGGAUCAGAAUACAGAAAGUUUUGAAACUUUUAAUCCAAACCAAAUUGCGAAAGAGUCGUCGGAAACAGUUUCAUCUCACUCGGAUAUGACUGAACACCACUCUUCGUCUUCGGCUCCAACUGUAACAACCUUGUUUCUUCCACCAAAUGGGAGAGUUGAUUCCGCUGUUAAUCAUUGCAAACCAAUUCAACUAUCAUCAAUUUCAACUGUGAAGAAGUCAUGGCUGAAUCCAAAAAGUUUGCCAACUUCUACUAACGUGAAAUCUCCCUUGAAUGGCUUGAUUACUACAAACUCCGGUUCAAACAGUUAUCCUGGUAGCUCAAAAACUAAGCUACAACAAAUGGAUUCCAAGUUUUAUUAUGAUGAACCUUGUACACCUACAAACUUGUUUGCUGCUAAGGCUGCUGCAAAUUCAAUUCCUCCAACAUCACAAGCAAUAAGCGGUCAACAUGAAAGAGCUUCAAAUUCUUCUUCUUUUGAGAAUAGGAAAGUUUACGACACGGCUUCUGGUGCCAUUGCAGAUACUAAUAAUAUGGAUGGGCAAUUUGAUGACAAUAUUUUAGGGAAUGGUGACAAUGAAGAUGCGACACUAACACAGAUGCUGAAUACUAGCCUUUCACGUAUUGAUGAUCAUUUAAUUAAAAAGUUUGGAAUGAAGAAUAUUAAAUUUAUUGGGAAUGGUGAGUUCAGUAUAGCAUAUGAAUGUCAAUUUCAAGAUCAAAAAUAUGCCAUUAAAAGAACGAAGAAGCCAGUUAUUGGUAAGUUAGAGCGUAAGGCUACUUUACGAGAAAUUGAGGCUUUAAGAGCCUUGACUAAUGUUGGAGAUAUUGAAGACAAUGAUAUUGAUGAUGAUGCAAACGCAGGUCGUGAAAAUUUAUUAUAUUUCAUUGAAGCUUGGGAGUUUAAUAAUUAUUUCUAUAUCAUGACUGAAUUUUGUGAUAAUGGAACAUUAUUUGAAUUUCUUGAAGAGAAUAAGCAUUAUAAGAUUGAUGAAUUCCGGAUUUGGAAGAUUUUAAUUGAGAUUUUGAAUGGAGUUCAAUUUAUUCAUCUGAAAAAUUAUUUGCAUUUAGAUUUGAAGCCUGCCAAUAUAUUUAUAACCUUUGAGGGGUCAUUAAAAAUUGGUGAUUUUGGGUUAACUACCAAGCUUCCCAUAUUAGAGAAAGAUUUUGAUCUCGAAGGUGAUAGAAGUUACAUUGCACCUGAAUUGAUCAACGAUAAGAUCUACACUCCAUUUGCUGAUAUCUUCAGUGUGGGGUUAAUUAUACUUGAAACGGCUGCGAAUAUAAUCUUACCUGAGAAUGGGACACCCUGGAGAAAGUUAAGAAGUGGAGAUUUAAGUGAUGCAGGUAAAUUAUCCAGUGAUAACAUUAGUGAAGCUUUGAAUAGGAAUAGUUCAUCUGUUACAUCAUAUGAUUCCAUUGAGCAUCAAUCGAGUCCAAAGGAAGACACUAGUACUACCAUUGAACAACUUAACAAUCAUCCAUCACCCAUUCAUCACACUCAGCAAACUAGACAUCAAUUAUUUCAAGCCAUUAGUCGUUCGGAACAACACCAACCUACGAGGAUAUCACCACACGAUGAUAAUUCUUAUCUUUUCAAUGCCGAUGCUAUGUCAUUAGAUAAGCUUGUCUCGAAGAUGUUGAAGCCUAAUCCGUUUGACCGACCUACAGCGAGAAUGAUCCUUGAUAUGCCUGAAUGUUUGAUCGUUGAUAAUAAGCGGAAGGCAGGAGCCACGAUAUUUGAAGGUGAACUUGGACCUGAAUGA